CUCACCAUGAAGCGGGCUCUGGCUCUGGUGGGCCUGGCCUUCCUCUGUGUGCUCCGGGCUGGGGCUGCUCAGCAGACGGUGGACGAUGCCUGCUCUGUGCAGAUCCUCGUUCCCGGCCUCAAAGGGGAUGCUGGUGAGAAGGGGGACAAAGGCGCCCCAGGACGGCCCGGAAGAGUCGGCCCCACGGGAGAGAAAGGAGACGUGGGCGACAAAGGACAGAAAGGCGGCGUGGGGCGCCACGGGAAGAUUGGCCCCAUUGGCUCCAAAGGUGAAAAAGGAGAUUCUGGUGACAUAGGACCCCCUGGCCCUAACGGAGAGCCAGGCAUCCCGUGCGAGUGCAGCCAGCUGAGGAAGGCCAUCGGGGAGAUGGACAACCAGGUCACCCAGCUCACGGCCGAGCUGAAGUUCAUAAAGAACGCCGUUGCUGGGGUGCGCGAGACGGAGCAGAAGAUGUACCUGCUGGUGAAGGAGGAGAAGCGCUACCUGGACGCGCAGCUGGCCUGCCAGGGCCGGGGCGGCACGCUGAGCAUGCCCAAGGACGAGGCCGCCAACGCGCUGCUGGCCGCCUACAUCGCACAGGCCGGCCUGGCCCGCGUCUUCAUCGGCAUCAACGACCUGGAGAGGGAAGGCGCGUUCGUCUACGCGGACCGCUCGCCCAUGCAGACCUUCAGCAAGUGGCGCAGUGGGGAACCCAACAACGCCUACGACGAGGAGGACUGCGUGGAGCUGGUGGCCUCAGGGGGUUGGAACGACGUGGCCUGCCACCUCACCAUGCACUUCCUCUGCGAGUUCGACAAGGAGCACAUGUAG
Molecule: messenger RNA, 810 nt
Organism: Budorcas taxicolor (takin)
Lineage: Eukaryota; Metazoa; Chordata; Mammalia; Artiodactyla; Bovidae
Gene: COLEC11
Product: collectin subfamily member 11
Exons: 6
Coding region: 7-810 (267 amino acids)
Source: RefSeq, a predicted model, not a curated record